Molecule: messenger RNA, 2245 nt
Organism: Prorocentrum cordatum
Lineage: Eukaryota; Dinophyceae; Prorocentrales; Prorocentraceae
Source: the annotation of a GenBank genome assembly
CACGCAGAGAAAAAGCGACGUCAAGGGCAGGCACUUAGCGGAGGUGUGUGCGGUGGGCAUGACAUUGGCCAACACCUUCUUCGACUCGGGUCCUACUUUGCGGAGCUCCAAGGGCGAAGGCAAGCGCAUUGACUGCGUCGGGCUGGCCCCACCGUUGGCAACGGCGGCCCAGGAGUGUACCACCGUACAGGACUUCGGCAAUGGCCUCAAAGUUCGGGACCAUGCGCCGACCAUCUGCACGUUGAGAUACGUCGUCGGGCCGAGGCCCCCGAAGUCGAUCUCCAUAUCUUUUGACAAGAGUAAGUUCGGGAGCGACGAGGCCGAGAGCAUCUAUAGGAGCAAGCUCAGUAGGAGGACGGCCGAGUGGGACACCGACGUCAACGAACACCAUGAGAGUAUGGUUCAGGACAUUCAUGCGGCAGCGGGAGUAGCUUUCAAGAAAGACCCGACAACGCAAAUCAAGGAGUACAUCAGCAUCAACACCAUGAGGCUCACCAGGACGAGGAAAUGCGCCAUUAGGGAGCUCAGGCUGCUGAACGUUGGGAAAGGUAAGCUGGAUCACCUCGCAGCGCACCUUCCUCAGCAAGAGCGGCCUCUUUUCCCGCCAGGAACCCCAGGACGAGAGCAGGCUAAACGGUUGAGCCUCGCCAUGAGUAUGUUCCAGGACCAGACCACCGGGAUCCAAGAAGCCAGAGCGGAAGUCGAGCUCUACCUCAAGUCAACUGCUACGAUCCUCAAGACGGCUAUCAAAGAGAAGAGGCGCGACUACACUGGCGCGAUUGCGGAGAAGCUCGACGACUCCGUGCAGCCCAAAGGCACAACGCUGUCCGAGUGGCGAUGGCUUCGGCGGCUACUCCGUAUCGGAGGCCGACGAGGGCGUCGAGGGCAGGGCGGCGACGUUAUCCCCUACAGGCUGGACGACAACGGCGAUGUUAUCGACUCCGAGGAGCGGAUGAUCGAGGUUCAAGUGCAGGACUAUGCUGAGCUCGAGGACGCCUCCUUGGGCCAUCAGGUAGCGGCAACGUACAACUCCUACGACGACGACUUCGCACGCGAGGAGUUCUCCACCGAGAGCGCGCCCACCAUGCUAGACACGCAGAUCGCGGUCAGCAAAGGUGAGAGGAGGAGAGCUCCAGGAGAGGACGGCAUCUCGUACGACGUCCUUGCGACCGACCCAAAUAAGCGUGCGGCUGAGAUGAAGGUGUCCGCUACAACUUGGGACAUAGUUUUCCACGUCCUCUACAGAUACAAGCACAUGGGCACGAUGAUCUGCAGCGACGGUUUCUGGGGACCCGAAGUGCAACAUCGUCUUCGAGCCCAUCGUCAGGCCCUGGACCCCAUCAGGAUUUCCGUCGCGAAGCAUGCCCGAGCCGAGCCUGAGAAGCUUGCGAGGCACGUCGACACUCUGGCCAACGCCAGGCCCACGUGCCAGGCCGAGCUGUGGUGCGGCAUCAACGUCAGCGACCACCAGCGCUUGCAGGCGGCCCACUCACAAGGCUACAGGGUGGCCGCCGCAGCUGGCUACAAUCGCGACGCCGCCGAGCAGAUCCCAGGCAGCAAGGUCUACUGCGACGCCAAGCGCGCAGACCUGCCAGCGGUGGUGUCAGCACGAAGGCUCAGGUACUUCAGCGCAGUACUCCGUCAGGCACCCUCCACUCUGAAAUAUUUGCUCGAGUUCGGGCUUCAGCACCGCGACACCUGGCACCAGUCGAUCCCCGACGACCUGCAGUGGGCCAAGCAGUACCACGGCAGCAGCGACCUCCCUCAGUACAAGCGGGUGAUGGAGAAGCGCUGCCAGCACGACAUCUGGAGGCGCAGCAGCGACCACUGCGAGCAGCAGAGGGACCGCAACCAGCACCACACCACCUCCAUGAUGCACGACGAGAGCAGCGAGGCCAAGAGAUGGUACGCAUGCUAUGACUGCGAGGAGGUCUUCACCACCGAGGCUGGUGUAACCGAGAGCGUGCAGCACGGCAAUGGCGGGUACGCGGAAGUCUUGGACAGCAACAGCGGGCGUCUCAUCACAACAGGAUUCCAAGCAAAUAGCGACGAAGCUGGCCAGCAACAGGCAGCACCGCAGCCAACAGACAUCAUCUGGAUAGUGGACGGGGACUCCACUGAACAUACCGAGCACAAGAGCCAAUGCUGCCACAACAUCCAGAGCAACGGAACGCAGUACUUCGAGACGACCUUCGACGACGACGAGCUCGGCUUAAACAUGGCAACGUCCACCACUGGCAAUUAG